AUCCGCUUACCGAGUACUUGGUAUCACCGAGUCGUGUUGUUUUACAAAUUGUUUAACGAUUGAUCGUUCUUUUUACGCUAAAUCCAAUGUUAUUGUCUCAAUACUAUUUACUAACAUAGAAUGGAAUGGUCACGAGAGAAAACAUUGAGACUGAUUGGUUUGCUUCAAUUAAACGCCGCGCUGUGGAAUCCAUCUCUCUGUGACACGAGACGUGAGAAGCAGAAGCGUAAACAAGAACUACGUGCUAUUGCAUCUGUAUUUGGGAUAUCGGCGUUUGAUGUGACGAAGAAAAUACAGCACCUCCGCACUCAGUAUAACAGAGAAUUGGCAAGGGAAGCUAUUGUCCAUGCUGAGGAUCCAAAUGAUAGAUACGUCACUAAUUGGUAUGCUUACGAUUAUUUACAUUUUUUAAAGGACUCAAAUAAGCCCUACAGAGUUGUACAAUCGGAUGAACUAUCAGAAGCAAACAGCACAGUGCAAACAAACAAUGAUGCAACAUUAACAGAAUGUAAGCUAGACAAUUUGUCCCCACCAACUAAAAUAGCUAGAACAGAGAACCAUGAUUUCAAAGCAGAUUUAUUAAUCUCUGACAAAAGAGAUGAGUUCGCAGUCUUUGGAGAAUACAUAGCUAAUGAAUUACGCUCUUUAAAAGGUGAAAAGAACCUAUUAGUAGCUAAGAAGAAGAUUCAAGAUGUCAUAUUUGAGGUCAAAAUGAAUAUGUUCAGUGAACCCAGAGAACAACCUUGUUUAUACACACCAGGAUCGCAGCCACCUACAACAAGUAUGACCACAGAGAAAAUAUACACAACUCCUGUCAUAAGCAAUAUAGGAACUAUAACGUCACAAGCCCCACCUACCUCUGCAAUUAAUGAGAUUAUUAUUAGUGGUGCAUGUCACUAUUCAACAUUUAAAGUUGAUGAUCAAUAGCAUUGUCAACCACUUCCCACUGUGGAAGUGGCUAAAAGUGAUGAAUAUGGGAUGAGACAUUGAGUUGUACCAUAUAAGAACUACAGUUUUGUGAAAUAGCAAAACAAGAACUGAGUGUGUGAUUGAAAUUAGAUGAUAUUGUUUGUAAAUGGAUAAUUUGUAAAUACUAAUGAAGAUGCUAGACAUUCAUAACUAUUUAAUGUUAAUAAAUUUUGUGCCAUAAACUACCUAUGUAAAUAAUAUUCUAUGUUUAAAACAUUACCUUAUAAAGUAUACUUUUACAUUAAACCACAAUUAUACUUUAAACUCAUAAUGUGUGAUUAU
Messenger RNA from Zerene cesonia (dogface butterfly), 1251 nucleotides. RefSeq lists its product as uncharacterized. The record is from RefSeq and is a predicted model, not a curated record. Lineage: Eukaryota; Metazoa; Arthropoda; Insecta; Lepidoptera; Pieridae. Bases 121 to 927 code for a protein of 268 amino acids. The transcript is spliced from 2 exons.